Molecule: messenger RNA, 1086 nt
Organism: Uloborus diversus
Lineage: Eukaryota; Metazoa; Arthropoda; Arachnida; Araneae; Uloboridae
Product: RNA-binding protein lark-like
Exons: 7
Coding region: 107-787 (226 amino acids)
Cellular component (GO): cytosol
Molecular function (GO): zinc ion binding; mRNA binding
Source: RefSeq, a predicted model, not a curated record
GCUCAGUAUUGGGUGGUGCACGUCAGUUCUCGUUCUCGCUUCUUGUACCACCACAGAGUAGACGAAACUUGGCUUGCAUAUUAUAGAUAUCCAAUAGCUGUUCAAAAUGCGUACUACAAAAAUUUAUGUUGGUAACUUGCCAGAAAAUGCUGAUAGCGGGGAACUGCAAGAAAUGUUCGAGAAAUAUGGUGAAGUCAAGGAGUGUGAUAUAGUUAAAAAUUAUGCAUUUGUGCAUAUGUCCUCUGAAGAUGAAGCAAAAUCUGCUAUAGAAGCUUUGAAUAAUUCUGAUUUUAUGGGAUCAAAGAUGUCUGUAGAAAUAUCCCACAGCAAGGUUCGACAACGUCCUGGAAUGGGAGGAAAGGGCCAAUGCUAUAGAUGUGGUCGUCAAGGUCAUUGGUCCAAAGAAUGUCCUAGGAACCCUGCUGUCCGUAUGAACAACACAGGCCCACCUGUUGGCUAUCCUACUCCUGGAGGAUAUGGAGAUCGAUUCCCUCGCUUUAGUAUGGAUCGACCUUAUGGAGCUGAUAGAUCAUUUGGUGAACAGCGUGGUUUUGUUGAUCGUAUGAGGCCUUACCCUGACCCAUAUGAGCGCAGACCUCCCAUGCCUUCUUACCAGCAAGACAACUCUAUGUAUUACAGAAGAACUUAUGAUUCUUACAGUGGAUAUACAAGACGUUCUCCUCCAACUGUACCAUCUCAAGUCCCCAGUCGGUAUGACUUCACUCAAGAUCCCACUUUUGCUUCGGGACGCCUUACCCCUACUUCCCGUCGCGCUCCGGUGUUUUAAUGAAGCAGACCGGUUCGCGUGUUCUGGCAGUUGGAUCUCGCGAAGCACAGCGGAUGUCGGAUGAAACGAAGACUUCAAUAUUUUUUAAAAUUAAAUUAAUGGUUGUCGGAUGUCUACAUUCAUCGAAACAUUUUCUCAUUGUUGCUGUCUCCCGUGUUCCGAUGAUCAUUUUCUUGCAGAGAACGUGAUGCGAACGCGAUUUCGCACGUGGUCAGACUUUUUACUUGUUGCAUAUUUCAUUCAUUUAUGUUGUAAUUUUUUUUAUAUCACUUUAGACUUAAUAAAGGAAUGAAGGCGUG